Molecule: messenger RNA, 1158 nt
Organism: Boeremia exigua
Lineage: Eukaryota; Fungi; Ascomycota; Dothideomycetes; Pleosporales; Didymellaceae
Product: short-chain dehydrogenase/reductase-like protein SDR
Exons: 1
Coding region: 22-861 (279 amino acids)
Molecular function (GO): oxidoreductase activity
Source: RefSeq, a predicted model, not a curated record
CCAUAACUGAUUCGCAGAACAAUGUCAACAACCAGCGGCAAAGCGUUAAAUAUACUCAUCACCGGAGGUGCUCGCGGAAUUGGACGUGGCCUCUUCCGCCAGUUCAUAUCAAAAGGCCAUCGAGUGAUCGUUCUUGACUCGAACACAGAAGAGUUGGAACACGUCAGAUCACGAGCUGACAAUUGGUCAAGCACACCAGGCAACUGGUAUGCACUGCAAUGCGACUUGAGCAAGCGAGAGCAGAUCAAAGAUGCGGUCCGAACAGUGAAGGAGACCUUUGGCGGAAGAUUGGACGUCCUGAUCAACAACGCUUUUCCGACAACCCUGCAAAUUGCCGAGGAUCGAAAAAUGGAGGGAGAGGGAGAUGACAUUGAAGCCGAGUGGGAUCUGAAGAUUGCCAUUGGUCUGACAGCUCCAUUCAUCCUCAGUCGACUUUGCGUCCCACUGCUCAUUGCGGGUACCUCGUCGUCAGGCUCGCCCGGCACUAUCAUCAACAUCUCGUCAACACGUGCAUAUCAGGCUGAAUCCGACCAUGAAGCCUACUCUACAGCAAAGGCAGGCAUACUCGGCCUUACUCAGUCAAUGUCCAUAUCUCUUGGCCAUCGCCACAAGAUACGAGUGAACGCGAUUAUCCCAGGCUGGAUUCAUGUAGAGAACGAGAGCAAAGCUGCCGACGAAAAGGGCACUGCUUGGGAAGAAGGCCUGACUAAGAACGAUUCAGAGUGGCAUCCAGCAGGCAGGGUCGGUCAAAGCGAAGACAUUACUCGAGCUGCAGAGUAUCUGAUUGAAAGCGGGUUCGUCACGGGCCAAGAGGUCGUAGUCGAUGGCGGAGUGGGGAGGAAAAUGGUGUACCCUGAAUAAGCGUCCGCACAUUGGAGUCAAUAGAUCCUUCAUGAGGCUGAGGGCAAAGGCGGAUGGUGCCGAGAGUGGACAAUUUCUCUGCAAUCUGUCGACCAUCUCGGUAUCACAACAAUGUUGAACUCUUUGAGAAACACCAAUGAUUGACAGUGAGGCUGAAGAGGAGUGUUCCGAGGACACGUAAACCUGAGGCUUCCAUGUGGAUGCUUUCGGUGUUGAUGAAACGGUUGUCGUCAGCCAAGACAUGGAACCGUGCGAGAGCUGUCCGCAGCUGCCGUUCUUAAGUUCACCUCUCCUCCC